GAUCGACCCCGUUCGAACGGCUGCCGCGGGCAAGGUAGAUCUCGGAGCAUUCCUCACAUACCCAGCGGACAACUUACCUAAGGCUGCAUCCGAGGAGCAGCAUCAGUUCAUACCCUCAGACAAAAUCGCCGACUUUGGAGCCCAUGCCAACCACUAUUAUCAACUUACAGUUACCUAUUUCAAGUCUGAUUUGGACCGGGCAUUAUUCGAAGAGUUGUGGAAAGAGUACUGGAUGAACACACUCUCGUCUUCAAACGUCGAAGGG
Messenger RNA from Sphaeroforma arctica JP610, 265 nucleotides. RefSeq lists its product as hypothetical. Lineage: Eukaryota; Ichthyosporea; Ichthyophonida. The record is from RefSeq and is a predicted model, not a curated record. The transcript is spliced from 3 exons. The annotation marks the transcript as partial.